Messenger RNA from Lineus longissimus, 1746 nucleotides. RefSeq names its product 2-amino-3-carboxymuconate-6-semialdehyde decarboxylase-like. NCBI's taxonomy places the organism in Eukaryota, Metazoa, Nemertea, Pilidiophora, Heteronemertea, Lineidae. The coding region runs from base 335 to 1426 and encodes 363 amino acids. Gene Ontology annotation, molecular function: carboxy-lyase activity; hydrolase activity. Gene Ontology annotation, biological process: secondary metabolic process. Gene Ontology annotation, cellular component: cytoplasm; cytosol. The transcript is spliced from 9 exons. The record is from RefSeq and is a predicted model, not a curated record.
ACAACUUUUUCAUGAAUCAAUUUUGAGCAUUAUGUUUACAACGUAGUUAUUAUAGCACGAAAUAUGAGUCUAAAAUGCCAAAUACUUGCAACUAUUAUGUUAAUCACUGAAAUCUUAGUGUACUAAUUGCUCGCUAUAAGCUAGGUUAUUGCGCCCCUAAACCAACGUACUGACAACGCUACCUCCCCUGAACUCAAACUUUAACGUAUUUGAUUGGCAUUGCUUUUGUGUAGUCUUACAAAUAUCGAGGCUGAGCCAAAGGAACUAUUUGGACAACUUAUCAGCCUUCCAGAACAUAAGGAACUAAACUGAACAUUCAUUGGUCCAAACUGACAUGAAGAUUGAUAUUCAUUGCCAUAUUUUGCCAGAGAAAUGGCCAGAUCUAAAAGAGAGAUAUGGUUAUGGUGGGUGGCUGCAGCUCCACCAUCAUUGCCAGGGUAAAGCCAAGAUGAUGAAGGAUGGUAAACUGUUCCGUGUCAUUGAUGAAAACUGCUGGUCUCCUGAGGCACGAUUGAAAGAAAUGGAUGAAACUGGGGUGACCGUUCAGGCCUUGUCUACGGUCCCUGUCAUGUUCAGUUACUGGGCAAAACCAGAAGAUACCCUGGAUCUCUGCGAGAUUCUCAACAAUGACUUGGCAGAUACCAUCAAGAGGCAUCCAAAGCGCUUUGUCGGUCUCGGCACACUGCCAAUGCAAGCCCCAGAGCUCGCUGUGAAGGAGUUGAAGAGAUGUGUGCAGGAGCUGGGCUUCCCUGGGGUACAGAUUGGGUCCCAUGUCAAUGACUGGAACCUGGAUGCACCCGACUUGCAACCCAUCUUUCAGGCUGCGGAGGAAAAUAACUGUUCACUAUUUGUGCAUCCCUGGGACAUGCAACUGGAUGGGAGGAUGCAAAAAUAUUGGCUUCCUUGGCUUGUAGGUAUGCCAGCCGAGACAGCCACAGCUGUAUGCUGUAUGUUGAUGGGCGGCGUCUUGGAGAAAUUCCCAAAACUUAAAGUCUGCUUUGCUCAUGGAGGUGGCGCUUUUCCAUUCACGAUAGGGAGAAUAGAACACGGUUAUAAUGUACGGCCAGAUUUAUGUGCAACAGAAAAUCCAAACAGUCCGAGACAAUACCUUGGUAAAUUCUGGACCGACUCUCUGGUACAUGAUCCCAUUGCCUUAAAGCUUCUUGUUGAUGUGAUUGGAGAGGACCGUGUGAUGCUUGGUACAGACUACCCAUUCCCACUUGGUGAGCACCAUCCAGGAAAGCUGAUCGAGUCUAUGGAGGAAUAUGAUAGUCAAUUAAAGGACAAAUUACUGACCGGAAAUGCGUUAUCAUUCCUCGGCCUCGACCGUCAAAAUUACGAGCCAGAGACCGCACCAUCAGCCGCUAACUCUGCUGAUGGAGACUCGCUUGAUCCCAGUGUGAAGAAAUUGAAAGUGGACUCUUAAAUGGUUUCUUUGUCAAACCUUGGAUGAGCGUCUAUCAAGAACUUGCUCAAAUCUUGAAUUGAAAACCUCAGGAUUCAUGUAAAGUGCUAUCUUAGAGUCUCAAGUCACCUAAUAUGAGUAUUUGUGUAUCACAUGUAUUCACUUCUCUGGCAGCUAGGUUGGAAGUGUUUUUAGUGGGGGUUUUCUCUCCACAAGGUGUCCCAAAAAACUGUCCCUGUGGAGAGAAAAAAGGUUGGCUUUUUGCUUAUCAUUUAUGUUCUACAUAGGUUGUACUGUUAUGUGUAGUUUGUGAGUGAAUUUAAUAAAGGGUAUACACGGUA